AUGGCGUUUGUCCGGCGCCCGUGUGCGGUGGCGCUGCUCGCCUGUGCCGCCGCGUUCCUCGUUGCCGCCGUCGGCGCUCAGCCGGCGGACCCGAGCGGCAAGCCGUUGGAUCCCAAUCCCAUCCUCACGGACCCCGAUAUACAGCGCGUGUACAUGAGCCCUGGCGGGCCGCUCACCACGGUGAGCUGCUACAACCGGAGCAACCCGGCGGCAAAGGAGCCUGACUGCAGGAUCACGGCGCGCCAGUGCCCCCGCGGCUGCCGCGACCUCUGCUACGUGCACUGCCCCACCUGCAAGCUCGUCUGCAUGUGCGAUCUGACCGGCACGGAGUGCUACGACCCGCGCUUCGUCGGCGGCGACGGCAACAAGUUCCUCUUCCACGGCCGGAGGGACGCCGACUUCUGCCUCCUCUCCGACUCCAACCUGCACAUCAACGCGCACUUCAUCGGCAAGCGCAACGAGCAGGGGGCACGGGACUUCACCUGGGUGCAGGCGCUCGGCAUCCGCUUCGGUGGCCACCGCCUCUACCUCGGCGUCAAGCGGACGGUCACAUGGAACAGCGCCGUCGACCGCCUCGCAAUCACCUUUGACGGCGUGCCCGUCGAGCUAGACGCCGCACCGGCCGCCAGCUGGAGCCCGGCCUCCGUGCCCGCGCUCUCCGUCGUCCGCACCGGCGCGGCCAACGGUGUCGUGGUGCGCCUCGACGGGCGGUUCCGCAUCGUUGCCAACGCGGUGCCGGUCACCGAGGAGGACUCGAGGGUCCACGGCUACGGCCUCACCGCCGACGACAGCCUCGCGCACCUCAACGUGGCCUUCAAGUUCCACUCCAUCAGCGCCGACGUGCACGGCGUGCUCGGCCAGACCUACCGCUCCGACUACGUCAGCGCCGGGGUCGACAUGGGCGCCAAGAUCCCGGUGAUGGGCGGCGCCGGGAAGUACCAGGUGUCCAACAUCUUCGGGACAGACUGCGAGGUAGCGCGCUUCGCCGGCGAGGAUGCCAGGGAAGUGGGCCUGAUCCAGGAGCCGGCCGACACCAUGUGCGGCAGCGGUAAGGGCAGCGCCGGGCUGGUCUGCAAGAAGUGA
Messenger RNA from Lolium rigidum, 1083 nucleotides. RefSeq lists its product as uncharacterized. Bases 1 to 1083 code for a protein of 360 amino acids. The record is from RefSeq and is a predicted model, not a curated record. NCBI's taxonomy places the organism in Eukaryota, Viridiplantae, Streptophyta, Magnoliopsida, Poales, Poaceae. The transcript has 2 exons.